Messenger RNA from Tribolium madens (black flour beetle), 2572 nucleotides. It is a transcript of the gene hrg, whose product is annotated as poly(A) polymerase type 3. Gene Ontology annotation, molecular function: poly(A) RNA polymerase activity; RNA binding. The coding region runs from base 160 to 1947 and encodes 595 amino acids. The record is from RefSeq and is a predicted model, not a curated record. Gene Ontology annotation, cellular component: nucleus. The transcript is spliced from 8 exons. NCBI's taxonomy places the organism in Eukaryota, Metazoa, Arthropoda, Insecta, Coleoptera, Tenebrionidae.
UCAUUUUGUGCAAAAUUUGUGAUGAGUGUCAGUGUGAUAGUGUAGAAACACGUUAUCAUUAUUUUUAUAAUGUUUUUUUCACCGAUUUAAACCCAAACACUAUAAUUUGCAACUAAUUUAGUGUUAGUGUUCCUAUUUAAGAUUUAGUAUAACGUAAGAAUGUGGUCAUCUCAACCUGUUAAUAAUGGUACACAAAAUAAUAAAGAAAAUGUUACACAAAAAAAUGACACUAAAAUACCUACUCUGGGUAUGACCUCAGCUAUAUCCACAGCUCCCCCUAAACCAUCUGAUCUUUUAAAGACCCAGGAAUUGGAAGAAGCACUAAAACCAUUCGAUGUUUUUGAAACUGAGCAAGAGUUGAAUCAUCGAAUGGUUAUUUUAGGUAAAUUGUACUCUCUAGUGAAACAGUGGAUCAAAGAUGUUUCAAUAUCGAAAAACAUGCCAGAAUCCGUGGCUGAAAAUGUGGGAGGGAAAAUAUACACGUUUGGCAGUUACAGAUUAGGGGUGCAUAAUAGGGGAGCUGACAUUGAUGCACUUUGUGUAGCCCCGAGACAUAUUUACCGAAACGAUUUCUUUGGUUCCUUUUAUGAAUUACUUAAAAAACACCCCGAAGUCACUGAUUUACGGGCCGUGGAAGAAGCCUUUGUUCCAGUCAUAAAAAUGAAUUUUGAUGGCAUAGAAAUAGACAUGUUGUUUGCUAGAUUAAUGCUUAAGGAAAUCCCAGAUUCGAUGGAUCUCCGCGAUGACCUUCUUUUGAAAAACUUGGACCAGAAAUGUGUUCGAAGUUUGAAUGGUUGCAGAGUAACAGACGAGAUUCUCCGUCUCGUCCCCAAUAUAGAUAAUUUUAGAUUAGCACUUAGAGCAAUUAAAUUAUGGGCCAAAAGACAUGGGAUUUAUAGUAACGCUUUGGGGUACUUGGGUGGUGUUUCAUGGGCGAUGCUAGUUGCACGAACGUGUCAAUUGUACCCAAAUGCAGCUCCAGCGACUCUAGUUCAUAAAUUUUUUCUUGUUUUUUCUCAGUGGAAAUGGCCGCAGCCAGUAUUACUCAAGCAGCCUUCGAAUGUCAAUCUGGGCUUCUCCGUCUGGGAUCCAAGGGUAAACAUUCAAGACAGAUAUCAUUUGAUGCCAAUCAUAACCCCAGCCUACCCCCAACAAAACUCCACAUUUAAUGUAUCAGGAUCGACACGACAAAUAAUAAUAGAAGAGUUCAAAUUGGGUCUGCAACUCACCGAUGAUAUAAUGCUAAGCAAACAAACAUGGGAUAAACUUUUUGAACCACCGUUAUUUUUCAUGAAAUAUAAACAUUUUAUUGUUUUAUUAGUUAGCGCUGAAUCGCCUGAAGAUCAUCUAGAAUGGUGUGGUUUAGUGGAAAGCAAAUUUCGCUUGCUCAUAGGAACAUUGGAAAGGAACCAGCACAUAACAUUGGCCCACAUAAACCCGGAAAGUUUCAGUCUUUUAGAGUCGCAACGCGAGCCCAACACCCAAUGCUCAAUGUGGUUUAUAGGUUUGGAAUUUGCAAAAUCGGAGAAUUUAAACGUGAAUCUCACCUACGACAUUCAACAAUUCACUGAAACAGUCCAAAAUCACGCUUUAAAUAUCAGUAUGCUGAAAGAGGGCAUGAAAUUGGAAGCCCGUCACGUGAAACGUAAACAAUUGUAUCAAUACCUCUCGCCGAGUUUAUUAAAACGCGAGCGCAAAACGAGUGUUAAAACUAACGGAACGGAGAGCAAAAAGCGUCUCUCGGAUCCUGGAAACAGCGACGAGAAUCCCAAUAAAAAAAUGCGGUUAUCGGAGGAAAUGCAUUCGACGUACGACGAUAGUUCGAAUAAUUCGACUAGUUUGAAUUGCAACGAGGAUUCAAACAGUAAUAUUAGCCUAACGGAGGAAGGUCAUAACGGUUCCCAAAGCGCCCCCUCACACACAUCCAAGGAAGCUGUUUGUACCUGAUCCUUGUAUAUAAAACGUAAGAGUUGCAUUGUUUUUGUGUUGGAAUAAAUUGAAAAGGAGAAGGAUAACUGGGAAUGUUAGUUUAUUUUUAGGUCGAGUCACGUAUCUACAACCACUCUCGAUCACGUACGUAUAAAUAAAUAGUUGAAAAUCAGUGAUGGUAAAAUAUUAUCGCAAACGUGCAAUGUUCGUAUUUUAGCUUCUGUGUAUGUGUGGUUAGCGUGAAUGUGUCUGUAAAUAGUUUAUACAUAAAUAAAAAACGAAAAAACAACAACAUUUACUUUAUUCGUAGUUGUUUCACUCGAUAGUUUUUGCGGUAAUAUUUUACGUAAUAUAGUUUCGAAAAGAAUUUUAAGCAGUUCUUAUUGUGGUUAUUUUAUUUUUGAUAAAAGAAGCUGUCAUAUUUUAACGAAACGUAUUGUAUUAUUUUUACAUUAAUAUUAUGUAUAGAAGUGUUUCAGUUUAUUAUUUUUUCGAUAUUCUUUGCCAAAUUCUUUUAUAAAAUAGGGGGUUUACAAUGCUGUUUAAAGUUCUUUCAAGAAGGAUGUCUUAAUUUAGGAAUUACUGUUGCAAGUAUAAAACCUGACAUGUAAACAAUGAAAAAUAAAGAAGCAUUUCCCCUCAA